AUGACUGGCCACAUUAUCAGGGAAAAGGAUGGUGAGUUGCUGGAGGAACCAGGAACAAGUGGGGAGGCUGCCAUCCAAGUGGAUCCACAGUUCAGCAUGGAGGGUGAACCAGCCAUCACGGUGGGUAAGAUAGUGGGUAAAGAGGUUGACAGUGCUGGGGAGAGUGAGAGCCUAAGUGACAAGGAUGUGGCUACCAUCAAAGAAUGGGUUGGCUUUGUAAGCGGGAAGCAAGAAACUGUAAGAAGUGAUGUCAUCAUGGAUGACUGUGUAAUGCAGGGUAAGUUUGCAAUGGCUUCAGAGAUGAGCAACACCAGGCCAGACCAGUUCACCAAGGCGCAUCAGUGCAUGAAAGCCAGUGAACAACUGUGUAAGGAAAAGGGUGUCAUCAUAGUUGGAAAAAACAUGAAGUGCAGUUGUAUCUUGAGGGGGUGUAAAAGAAAGCAGGCACAGGCCAGGCUGAAGGCAGAGAGCAGUAGCAAAUUGUUGGUGGGAAAGGGUAUCAGCAACAAUGUUUUCGACACUGGACACAUGGUGGACACAAAGAUUGAGGGUGUGGCAAAGCUGCACAUUGACAGUAGACUUGAGAAUGGCAUUCCAUGCAUGUAG
Messenger RNA from Postia placenta MAD-698-R-SB12, 606 nucleotides. RefSeq lists its product as hypothetical. Bases 1 to 606 code for a protein of 201 amino acids. The record is from RefSeq and is a predicted model, not a curated record. The transcript has 3 exons. Lineage: Eukaryota; Fungi; Basidiomycota; Agaricomycetes; Polyporales; Adustoporiaceae.